AUGUACUCUUCAUAUUCUCUAUCCAAAUGCCUCGUUUCUUUCCAUAUCUUGGCCAUACAACUCUUCAUACCUAGCGUUGCAUCACUGAAUCUUACAAAUGUGUACCUUCACCACAAAUGCCGGGUUGGUCAAGGUAAAUACCACCCGGGAAGUAGAUACGAGAAAGACUUCGACUCUCUCACCAGUUUCGUCGCUGCUAAUAAGUUUAUAGAUGGGUUCGUACACAGCUCUAAUAGUGACGGUCCCAAUUCCACUACCAUCAUAUUCCAGUGUCGUGGUGACUCUUACAAGUCUAACUGUCGAACCUGCUAUGACACCGCUCUGGCCGGGUUUCGUAAGAGAUGUCCAAGAAACAAAGGUGGAAUAAUAUGGUACGACCAAUGUUUUCUCGAUGUUAGUAUGAUCAAUGACCUAGCCCCAAGGAAGAUCAAUUACAAGGAUACUUUUGCUAUGCACAACCCAAACAAUGUGAGGGGGGAUACAAAGAUGUUCAGCAAGAAGACAAAUGAUUUCCUCCAACAGCUGAUUGUGAAAGCUGAUAAACCCGACAUGGACGGCGUCGAGUUGUUAUAUUAUGCGGCGGGAGAGAUGAGAAUCGGGAGGGAAAAACUGCAUGCGAUGGUGCAGUGUGCGAAAGACCUAGCGGACUGUAAGUCUUGUUUGGAAUGGAGUUUCAAGGAGCUUUCUAAGUGCUGCGACGGUAAACGAGGAGCGAGAUUUUUGGGUACAAGCUGUAAUCUUAGGUAUGAGCUAUAUCCUUUUCUUAGGACUUGAAGACUCUUUUGUUAAUGCGGCAGGACACAAGUUUUCAAUUUUUUUGUUUUUUUUACUUUCUAAUUCUCUUAUUUUU
Messenger RNA from Arabidopsis thaliana (thale cress), 850 nucleotides. RefSeq names its product cysteine-rich repeat secretory-like protein (DUF26). The record is from RefSeq and is marked reviewed. Gene Ontology annotation, cellular component: extracellular region. The transcript is spliced from 2 exons. Lineage: Eukaryota; Viridiplantae; Streptophyta; Magnoliopsida; Brassicales; Brassicaceae. Bases 1 to 774 code for a protein of 257 amino acids.